GUGCCUCAAAAUUCAAUGCAGCUUGCUCCCAGGUAGGUGUUUAUAACAGAUUGGCAAGUCUUCUGUUAUCAGACUCAAAAUCUCAUUGACAUUCUAGGUGUAUCAAGAAAUAAUCCAUUCAUACUAGAGGUCCACAUGCAAGGGCAGUGGUGUGCAUUCCAUGGGAGAUUCCUCAUGCAGUUCCCAAAAAUAUUAGGUGAAAAAAACAGCAACCAAGCAUCUGGAAGCACUGCCCUCUGAGGAACGGUUGGGGCCUUUAUAGCUUUGAAAAAGGUGUGUUGUUGGAGAAACUAGAGAGGGAGACAUUCUCCCUUUCCCUCUCCCUCUCCCUCUGUCAUAUAAUGCUGUAACCUGGGUCAUCCCCUGAGGUGGAAUGGUGAGAGAUACAGGCCAGAUAAAGGAAGUACUGCACCCAGUGCAUAGUUAUCUGGAAGUCAUUUCCAUGAGGAAGAGUGAUGCCCAUAAAUGUGGAUGGCUUUCAAAGGAGACUGGACAAUUUCAUGGAGUAUAGUAGCUUUCCAUGGCUGCUAGUCAUAAUGGGCAUAUAGUAUGUCCAGGUAUCAGCUUAUGAGAUUGUGCAUAACUGUCCUGGAGAAACGUAACUGAGAGGAUGUGGCUGCACUCCUUUCAUGCUUGUGGGCUCCAGUAGGCAGCUGGUUGGCCACAGUGGGAGGGGUGUGCCAGCCUAGCUGGACCCUUGAUCUGAUCCAACAUGGCUCUUCAGUGUUCUUCUGCUGUUCUGCUUGGGUUUUCUUGCCUACCAUGAUUUGGAUAUGUGUAUUUUAAAUUGCUAUUAAAUGUGUUACUUUUAUAUUGUAUGCAUAUUGGCUUUUAAGGUGGUGUUUUCAAGUAUUGAAGGUACUGUGUUAGGCAUUUUAUUGAAAGUGGUUCUCAUGCCUACAAUGAACCCCAAAUGGUUCCCUUCCCCAGUGCAAUAUGGAAUAUGCACUGAGUGCUUCAAGGAAGCAUUAAUAUAAGUUCAAAAAUGCACAGUGCUACUGGCUCAAUAUAUAGUAUCAAUAAUAUGGCUCUCAUCCUCCAUUCCAUGCCCACCUCCAAGCCCUUUGGCCUUUACAACAAAAGCCAUAGUUUGGGAAAAAUUAAAGAGGAACAUCCUCUGCCCAAGCCCGCUUAUGUUUGUUUGGUGAGCCAUCCCUGAGUUCAGCAGGACUCACCCCUAAGCAAGUGUCCACAGGACUGCACAAUGGGUGAACAGAGCAGGCGCGGCAUUUUGCCAAGGCUUCUCUUGGAAUCCUGACCUAGCAGGCACCAGCUCCCCAGCAAAGCUUCCUCUGUGGUUCAUGCAUCUUCCCCAGAGAAUUCAAGGGAGUUAAACCUAGUAUCACUGCAGCAUAGAUGAUAGCCAUUGUUAUGAUGUUGUGCACAACCAACUUAUCCCAGAGGCCCCCAAGAUCUGUGGUUGCUUUGUGUAACACUGGGAAGAAAGUAGCCUUGGGUUCCUGGAAGGCUCUUAUAAUCAUCUCUAGCCAGAAUGACCUUCAGUUCAUUGCUCUGAGUAUGUUAGUCUCUUGUGACUCCUUGUUGAAGACUUCCUGUCAAGUAUGUUGGCUUCCUUUCCCCAACUUCUCCAGCCUUCUACACAUGUACUAGAAAUGAUCAUUCCGACAGCCAUUUUCUUGGAACAAGUGCUGGAAUUUUCCAUAGUAUUUUAUAGCUGAAUACCCAUUUGCUGGAAAAUAAAUACUCUGGAGUGAAUUUUGGGAUCAUCGAACAGCUGUGUGACCAAAGAGGAAACACACUUUCAGGGGAAGAGCUGUCAAUGGAUACAGCUAGUGGAUACAGAUUUUCUUUCACCAGACUGAGUGCUGGUGAUCUGGGAAUUAAAAGGAAAUUAAAUUACCCUAGUUCUUUUCUAAAUCUUCAUUUAUCAGUUCUGAAAAUGCGCUGAAUAUUCAGUGUCAGUAUAGGGCACUAAUUGACAAACAUAGUUAACAGCAAGAUGGCAAUUGAUAAUUUACAUGUAAUGGCAGUUAUUACUUGGCAGUGUAAUUUGAAUAAAUAUCAAUUUAACUCUUGAUAGAAAAUAGAACUUAAACUCUGAGAACUGUCUUGGGAGAUUCUGUCAUUAUUUGAUGAAGAAUAGCUUAUGUUAUGAGUGUGGAUAGUGUUUGAUCAGUAACACUAUUUGAUAUCAGAAUGAGUUGAUAUUUGCCUUCUGGAUCCUUUACUGUGUUGAUUAUUUUUCUUGUACUGUGAUUUCUAGGUCUAAACUCAGCAGUCCAGAUUGGUCCUUAACAGCACAUCAAGGAACAGAUUUCUCUGUUAAAAGCUGAAAAUUGAUCCUUAAUUUUUCUGGCUAACGUUUUUAUUUUUUGGCUUGUUGUUGCCCUUGUCACCCUGGCUGGUUCCAGUCCAGAAUGGCUCUGUGCCUUAAGCAAGUGUUUAACAAAGACAAAACCUUUCGUCCCCGGAAGAAAUUUGAGCCGGGUACCCAACGGUUUGAGCUGUACAAGAAAGCCCAGGCCUCACUCAAAUCAGGGCUCGACUUAAAGGCUGUGGUCCAGUUGCCUCCAGGGGAGAACAUCAACGACUGGAUUGCGGUGCACCUUGUGGACUUCUUCAACAGAAUAAACCUCAUCUAUGGGACCAUGUCGGAGUUCUGCACUGAGAAGAGCUGCCCCAUCAUGUCAGGAGGGCUCAAGUAUGAGUACCGCUGGCAGGAUGACUACCGGUUCAAGAGGCCGACCAAGCUGUCAGCACCCCAGUACAUGUGCAUGCUGAUGGACUGGAUUGAGACACUCAUCAAUAAUGAGGAGAUCUUUCCCACUAGGAUAGGUGUUCCUUUCCCCAAGAACUUCCAACAGGUCUGCACAAAGAUCCUGACACGCCUCUUCAGGGUCUUUGUCCAUGUCUAUAUCCACCAUUUUGACAGCAUCAUCAGCAUGGGUGCCGAAGCUCAUGUCAACACCUGCUACAAGCACUUUUACUACUUCAUCAGCGAGUUUAGUUUGGUUGAUCAAAGGGAACUAGAGCCUCUGAAGGAAAUGACAGAAAGGAUUUGCCAUUAAGGUCCUGUGGUCAGAAAUGCAAAACUGUAAUUUGCAAUGAUGUCCAUCACCGAGGAAGGUCUACAUGACUACAAUGGACUACUGCUAAGAAUGUGAGGAGCUUCCACUUCUAGGGGCUAAAUCCCCAAAUUACUGGCACAAUUUGAAAUAGUUCAAUUGGACUCCAGUAGUUUCUUUUUCCUGACUCUCACCAUACGCUGCCCAGUGGCCAUAGGGCAGUGAGAGAAUGUGUGUGCGUGAGCACUCCUGUUUUCAUUUCAUCCUCCUGAGAUCCACUUCAGGCCCAAUUGACUCACAUAUGAAGGAUGCGCAGAGGGUAAAAACCCCCCUGCAAAUCUCUCCACAGAGGAACCACAAAUCCAGAGGUGCUAUCAGGCUCAGGAUUGUGACCAGCACCACAGAAUAAUCCGCCAUUAUUGAUUAUGCAGUGAUAGACUGUGAAGCAAGGAGAUCUUUUGCUUUGGUGAACUUAGGAGUAAUUUUAACAACAAGCUAUUACAGUUCCAUUACAGAAAAUAUGAACAGCCUUAGACUGAGUCAAAUCAAAGGACCAGUACUGUGCCAUGUACCACUCCAAUACUGUCUUCCUUUGACUGAUGAUGAUGCCCCAGGAUGUCAUCCAGACAAAUCUUCCCAGCCCAGCCAUCUGUGAAGAAUGAAGCUGCUGAGGAUUGGCCCUGGAAUCUUCUACAUUCAAAGGACCACUGAGCCAAGAUUCCCUUCCCUUAAUUCUCACUACUUAUUUCCCCACUGGCGGUCACUUGCUAUCCUUGUCUAUUGAUUUAUCUUCAAUUCAAAAAUGAUCUGAGCCACAUACAUGGAUAAUUUUACUAUAAAAUAUAAGUUUUAUUUAGUCAAGGUUUUAGACAUUCUACCUUAGUAUUUGUAUCUUGCACUGUCUUGCUUUUUCUGCCUAUGAAGUUUAAAUGUUAAAAUUGCACAGAUUUUGGGACUGACAUUUGUUAGAUGCAAAACUCACAUAGAUGAAAUUAAUUACUACAAAAAUGUAAUAAUAAAAUGGUAGGCAUUCUCA
Messenger RNA from Varanus komodoensis (Komodo dragon), 4062 nucleotides. RefSeq names its product MOB kinase activator 3C (gene MOB3C). Bases 2379 to 3029 code for a protein of 216 amino acids. Lineage: Eukaryota; Metazoa; Chordata; Lepidosauria; Squamata; Varanidae. The transcript is spliced from 4 exons. The record is from RefSeq and is a predicted model, not a curated record. Gene Ontology annotation, molecular function: protein kinase activator activity. Gene Ontology annotation, biological process: positive regulation of protein phosphorylation; signal transduction. Gene Ontology annotation, cellular component: cytoplasm; nucleus.